Messenger RNA from Corylus avellana, 1278 nucleotides. Its product is annotated as protein FLX-like 3. NCBI's taxonomy places the organism in Eukaryota, Viridiplantae, Streptophyta, Magnoliopsida, Fagales, Betulaceae. The record is from RefSeq and is a predicted model, not a curated record.
GAGAGAGAGACACACACACACAUACACAUACUGUUGCAGUCGAAGAUCCGAGGCUCGCCCUGAUUCUUCAGCUCUCCAUACCUUCCCCCCUCUUGAACUUGAGCAUGGCAGGGAGAAAUCGUAUGCCUCGUCAUCAUGAAAUUUUCCGUAGUUCCCGUGAUGGUCCUCGGCCUGUUGUAAGCCGAGGACCAGGACCCCUGCCUUUUCACCCUGCAGCUUUGAAAGAGGAACUUGAAAUGCAAAAUAGAGAAAUGAAGGGGAUAAUUGCGGAGAAUCGGCAUGUUAUUGAUGAAAAUACACAUCUUCAAAGGGAAUUAAGGGCUGCGAAAGAUGAGAUUCACAGAUUGGGGCAGGUCAUACCCACACUCCAGGCCGAGAAGGAGGAGCAGGCCAGGGACUUGAUUGAGAGAGGAUUAAAGCUGGAAGCUGAUCUUCGUGCUUCUGAGCCUCUGAGAGCAGAGGUUACGCAGUUAAGAGCUGAAGUUCAGAAAUUGAAUGCUCUGAGACAGGAUUUGUCUGCCCAAGUCCAAAGACUCACACAGGACGUUAACCACGCACAAGCUGAGAAUCAGCAACUGAUUGACAUGAGGGGUGAUAUUGAUGGGAUGCACAAGGAGCUCGUUGAGGCCAGGCGGGCUUAUGAGUAUGAGAAAAGAGCCAAGGAAGAACAAGUUGAACAGAAGCAAGCAAUGGAAGAAAACCUUAUUUCAAUGGCUCGUGAAAUAGAGAGGCUACGAGCAGAGCAGAUGAAUACAGAAAGGAGAACACGAGGACUAGGUGGCAGAGGUUAUGGGAUGUUGGAUGGAGGCCUUGAAUCGAGGUAUCCAAGUGGUGCAUUUGGCGAUGGCUACAGUGGUGGUUGGGGACAUUAUGAUAAGCGUGAUCGUCGAGGUGACCCUCUUCGACGUUGACUUUUCACAAAGGCAUCUUGAGGUGCUCUGGUGUUUGGUUUGCAUGUCUUAACUUCUUGGUGACUGAGCAUUGGAGGUCUUCUAGGCGAGAAGAAGAAUAGCAUUAGGUUCAAGUAGAAUGGUUCUCUCUCUCUUAACUGGUUUAGAUUUUGUCCCUAGCCUUCUGGCUUCUAGCAAUGGUUACUUGACUGGAAUUGAGUUGACGUGAUCCUUAUUGUUAUCAUAGCCGGUGGUACACAGAUAUGCUUGAUGAUGGGUCCAAAAAACUGAAAUUCAGGUAUACAGACUUCGGGAAUACCAUGUAAGUAUUAUGCCUCCAUUGUCGAUGUUUUUCCAAAAAUGAGAAGUUGAAGUCAUUAUGUGUGUA